UGUCUCUGAAACAGUGUUAAAAUAACAAGAUAGUAUUGUUUAUUGUAGUUUUUUAAGCCUAUAUAGUUAAAUUUCAAUUACUAAACUUAAUUUCAUUCUAAAAAGAAAGGUGAAAAUUCCUCGUGUUCUCAAAGUUAAGAAACAUAUAGUACAAGGAAACCAAGUAUAAGUGCAUUGGUAAUUUUAUUUAAAAGUAAAAUAUAAUUUAUUCUUUAAGCCAACACCUUAUGGCAAACUCUCAUGUUAAAUGGUAAACACAUAAUUGCUAAAGGCCAUUAUUAACAAUCAAGAUCCUUAACAGAUAUCAAGUGCCCAAGAUGAACUGAACUCAGAGCAAAUGAAGUCUGCUAUGUCCGGUUACAUUUAUCUUGGACCACCUCAUAUUAUGAGAGGAGGAGAAUACUUUUACCAAAAUAUAAUCAAAAAACUUAUUAUUAAACUACUUUCUUAGAUAACCUGAUAUUUAAACUUUUGUCAUCAACAAUGCUUUUGCAUUUAGAAAGUAGGAGGAACAAAACAGGGUCGAUCUUAAAAACUUCACCUUAAAUGUUGCAAGAAUUUAAAGAGCAGGUUAAAACAACAUCAGAAUUCUGAUCCUCAGGGAAGCUAAAGUGCUUGUAUUCACCACUGUUUUUUGAAAACUGAAGAAUAUUUUUACAUGCUUUAAGCAAAACAAACUUAGAACCUAGUUAAAUGCUUUAUUUCAUUGUUGAAAUUAUGUUAAUGAUUAUUCAUUGCAUCUGCACAAUUUCUGUUUAUUAAAAUCACCAUUAUAUAUUCUAUGCUUUACUGCAGAACAACUUUUUUUUUAUUUACCUAUUCUAUGCAGUUAUUCUUUAGCUUAUGUUGUAAUUUUUUAGCUAUUUCCUUGCUUUUAUUUAAUGCAUUGCUUUUAAUAAGAUUUUUUUACUUUUUCUCAUUAUUUAUAUACUGCUUUUAUUAUGUUUUAAAUGUUUUUGCUUCUCUUUUGUCCUAAUAUCUUAGAAAGGGAAUUCAUUAUGCUGAGUGGUAGGCUUGGUAAAGAUUAUAUUGUAGAAAACGGUGUUGGUGCGAAACAGAAUGGCGUGGAAAAUGGUAUAAGUGCUAAACAGAAUGAUGUAAAGAAGGUGUCUGAUGAUAACGUAAGUGAAUGUGACGCAUAUGUUGUUUCUUCUGAAUCUUGUGCAUUUCCUUCUGUUGCUGGAAGACUGAUUCGUGAAGUGGAACCCGGCGAAAUUGUCGAGAUUACCAAAAAUGGAAUAAGGUCCAUAUGCAUAAUGCCUCGACCUGAUGAUUGUGCCCCUGCCUUUUGUAUAUUUGAGUAUGUUUACUUUGCUAGGCCUGACAGUAUGUUGGAAGGACAAAUGGUGUACACAGCUCGUAUGGAAUGUGGUAGACAACUAGCAAGGCAAGCUCCUGUGGAUGCGGAUGUAGUUGCUGCUGUUCCUGAAUCAGCAAUACCAGCUGCUCUUGGAUUUGCUGAAGAAUCUAAAAUAAAGUACACAGAAGUUCUAUGCAAAAACAGGUAUGUUGGAAGAACAUUCAUUCAACCUAGCACCAGGCUUCGACAGCUAGCAGUUCUGAAGAAAUUUGGACCUUUAAGCUCAAAUUUCAAAGGAAAGAGAAUGGUUCUGAUUGAUGAUUCGAUUGUACGUGGAACUACUUCGGGAGCAAUUACAAGACUUCUGAGAGAAGCAGGAGCAUGUGAGGUGCACCUUCGCAUUGCAUCACCACCCCUCCAUCACCCAUGUUACAUGGGAAUUAACAUUCCAACAAGAGAAGAACUUAUUGCCAAUAAAUGCAAUGCUGAGGAAUUAGCAAAACAGAUAGGUGUUGACAGUUUAGAAUACUUAACUGUGGACAAUUUAGUUAAUGCUGUGCGAAAAAAUGCCACAACAAAUGGGAAACCUGUCGGUCACUGUACAGCAUGCUUGACUGGGAAGUACCCAGUUGAAUUAGAAUGGUAGACUUAAGGGGAAAAAAGGGUAAUAUUCCUAAAUGUAUAUAAUGUAACUAUUUUUACAACAUGUAACAGAUAAUGAACAAAUAUAUGGAAAAUUUCUGCUUAAAAAGUAAUUUUAAUUUUGAAGAUAAAAAAUAUCGUUUGCAUAAAAUAUUGUUUCUUUUUUUUCAGUAUACAAAAAUUGAAAUUCUGGAUUUGUUUGAUCCAAGAUAUCUUGAAAGCAAAAGCAAAGACUAUUCAGUUUUAGAACUUUAUUUCGUUUAAUUUAUAAAUAAGAAUUGUAAAAAGUAGAUUAUUAAUAAUUUACAGUAAAAGAAAAUUUUCAGUAAUGUAAAAUAUUUUUUAAAUCUGUCUAACAUGUUUUAUAUUUACAUGUUGUAUAUAUUUAAUAUAAAUUUUUUAAUAAUGUCAGAGUCCUUAUUUUUGCAAAUUUUUGAUUAAAAACUCAUAAAAUGAAAGUCUUUAUUCAUCUAUUAAUGUUUAGGUUAUUUUUAUAAUGUCAUGUAUUCAUUACUUAUGUACAUUAUUGUAAACCAUAAUUAAAAAUGAUUGAGCUAUAUCUCUAUAAUCCUGCAUAAAUAUGCCAUAUUUUAAUCAAGACUUAUUUUUUGUAUGAUAAAAUUCUUGAAAAUAAAAUUUUAUACAAACAUGCAAA
Molecule: messenger RNA, 2597 nt
Organism: Stegodyphus dumicola
Lineage: Eukaryota; Metazoa; Arthropoda; Arachnida; Araneae; Eresidae
Product: amidophosphoribosyltransferase-like
Biological process (GO): purine nucleobase biosynthetic process
Molecular function (GO): amidophosphoribosyltransferase activity
Source: RefSeq, a predicted model, not a curated record